AUGUCUACUGCUAUUGGUGAUGAUGCAAAGGAAGAGAAAAAGCCUGCAAAGAGAAAAAGAAGAUCUUGGGACGAAAAAUUCAUUCAAGACCACCAAGAUAUCUUUGGAGGGUCAUCUGACGAAAGAAUGAUUCAACAACGAGGAGGUGCAAAGAUCUUUGACAAAGGAAGGCUGCACCCCACUUUUUCUGUGUACACACCAUCAACAUUAUUCUACUUUGUAGUCACACAAAUCUAA
Messenger RNA from Cavenderia fasciculata, 237 nucleotides. RefSeq lists its product as uncharacterized. The record is from RefSeq and is a predicted model, not a curated record. Bases 1 to 237 code for a protein of 78 amino acids. Lineage: Eukaryota; Evosea; Eumycetozoa; Acytosteliales; Cavenderiaceae. The transcript is spliced from 3 exons.